UGUCACUGAGAGGACUCAUUACUCAACCUUUUUCUUUUUUAUCAAGUUUUUGCUGAAUACUCCAGUGAGCUAUUUUGAUUUAAUUCCUACAUGAUUGAAACUCAAGUGAAGUGAUUCACUGGACAAUUUCUUCCACUCAGUUUGUGGUCUAACUGAAGCUGUUUGAUUUGUGAACUUCACGAGUUCCUUAAUCUGAGUAUGGCUGGGAGCCAAGAUCAAUUAGAGAUCAAGUUUCGGUUGAGUGAUGGUUCGGAUAUUGGCCCCAAAAGUUUUGCUGCUGCUACAAGUAUUGCAACACUGAAAGAAAAUAUUCUAGCUCAAUGGCCAAAAGAUGUGGAGUCCGGCCCAAGAACUGUAAAAGAUGUGAAGUUAAUUAGUGGUGGAAAAAUAUUGGAGAACAACAGAACAGUGGGGGAAUGUCAGAGCCCAUUGUUUGAUCUCCCUGGUGGAGUUACAACAAUGCAUGUGGUUGUGCAACCACCUACUAUGGAGAAAGAUAAGAAAGUUGCAAGUGAAGCAAAGCAGAGCAAAUGUUUUUGUGUUAUAUUAUAAGAUCGGAUUGAACAGAGGAU
This is a messenger RNA of Abrus precatorius (Indian licorice), 572 nucleotides long. Its product is annotated as membrane-anchored ubiquitin-fold protein 2-like. The transcript has 3 exons. The record is from RefSeq and is a predicted model, not a curated record. The coding region runs from base 199 to 552 and encodes 117 amino acids. NCBI's taxonomy places the organism in Eukaryota, Viridiplantae, Streptophyta, Magnoliopsida, Fabales, Fabaceae.